This is a messenger RNA of Euleptes europaea (tarantolino), 930 nucleotides long. RefSeq names its product unc-50 inner nuclear membrane RNA binding protein (gene UNC50). The transcript has 5 exons. The record is from RefSeq and is a predicted model, not a curated record. Bases 1 to 780 code for a protein of 259 amino acids. Gene Ontology annotation, cellular component: Golgi membrane. Lineage: Eukaryota; Metazoa; Chordata; Lepidosauria; Squamata; Sphaerodactylidae.
AUGUUGCCUACAACAUCCGUUAAUUCCCGAAGUCAAGGCAAUGGAGCUUUAAACUCCAGGGAUGCGGGCAGGCACACAGCAGGGGCAAAACGCCACAAAUACCUGAGAAGACUCUUCCGCUUUCAGCAGAUGGAUUUUGAAUUUGCUGUGUGGCAGAUGCUGUAUCUCUUCACUUCGCCACAGAAGGUUUAUAGGAACUUUCACUACAGAAAACAAACAAAAGACCAGUGGGCACGAGAUGACCCUGCUUUUCUUGUAUUGCUAAGUAUCUGGCUGUGUGUAUCCACGAUAGGAUUUGGCUUUGUAUUGGACAUGAGAUUUGUCGAAACUAUUAAGCUACUGCUUUGGGUUGUGUUCAUAGACUGUGUGGGAGUUGGGCUCCUAAUUGCAACUUUAAUGUGGUUUAUCUCAAAUAAGUAUUUGGUAAAGCACCAAAGCAGAGAUCAUGAUGUGGAGUGGGGAUAUGCCUUUGAUGUUCAUUUGAAUGCUUUCUAUCCUCUUCUUGUCAUCCUGCAUUUCAUACAGCUGUUCUUCAUUAAUUAUGUAAUUGUAUUGAAUUCAUUUAUUGGCUAUUUUGUUGGAAAUACUUUCUGGCUGAUUGCUAUUGGUUAUUACGUCUAUGUGACAUUUCUAGGCUAUAGUGCAUUGCCAUUCUUGAAGAACACAGUCGUUCUCUUAUAUCCAUUUGCACCACUUCUCCUUCUCUACUUGGUUUCAUUAGCAAUGGGAUGGAACUUCACCCAAGCACUUUGUUCUUUCUACAAGUAUAGAGUGAAAUAAACCGGACUCUAUAACAAAACGGGUUGCUUGUUCUUACCUCCUGUGGCAGUCUCAGAAUAGGUAAGAGAGUAAGGCACUCUUGUAAAUUUCUGUAAAUACAUGCUUUUCACUGUAGAUCAGUGUGUAAAGUUUUUGGUUCUCUAAAAAUUU